Molecule: messenger RNA, 2686 nt
Organism: Bombus pascuorum
Lineage: Eukaryota; Metazoa; Arthropoda; Insecta; Hymenoptera; Apidae
Product: dynein regulatory complex protein 1
Exons: 11
Coding region: 125-2515 (796 amino acids)
Biological process (GO): cilium-dependent cell motility; regulation of cilium movement; axonemal dynein complex assembly
Cellular component (GO): axoneme; axonemal dynein complex
Source: RefSeq, a predicted model, not a curated record
CGCAGUAUGUCAAUUUUUAAUAUUCGUACGAAGUAAUUUAAGAUAUAUAAGUAUUAAUUUCUUAAUUUCAAUCUUAGUCAUAUAUUUUUUCACGUAUAUUAUCGCGUAUCUAAGUAAAAGAAACAUGUCAUUGCAAGAUAAACGUUCAGAAAUUACAGUACAUACAGAAGAACCAUCUAUUUUAUCAUACGAUGCAAACGAGCGGAAGUUGGCACGCAGACUUCGUAUACAACGACGUAUACAAGCACGAGAUAAACAGAUAAAAGAUCAAGAUGAAGAAAUCGAGGAAAUAACUCCUAUCGAGAAGCAAAUAUUCGAUAGCAUAGAAGCCUUGGACAAAUUAGCCGCAGAAAGCGAUGAAGUGGUUACAGGCAUCAGAGUGGCGAAUGACGCGAAGGAACUGCAAAGACGAAAAGAGAUGCGAGAGAAGAGAGAAAGAUUAUUGGAGGUACUCGAAGAGGAAGAUAAAAAAUGCACGGAGAAAUAUCGCGAGAUCACGGAAAAAUGGCCUGUUAUACUUGCAUCGAAACAUCCGCUGGAUAUUCACGAAGAGUUGGAGAGUCAAAAUGCCAAGUGUCUCGAAAUCUUAGAGAAGAAGGACGCGUUGAUCGCGGAAUUGAAACAAGAACUUGAUAACGCUGAUCUACAGUACGCCGAGGAUGUAAAUAAACAGAACGAGGAGAUUGAUUUGCUUAUCGAAAGGAUGGAAAACCAAAUACGAAUAAUGAGCAAAGCUUAUCGCCGAGAGGUAGAAUUGAUCGAAAGUGUCAUCGAAAUGGAACGGAAAAUACUUUUGGAAUCUUCUUUGGAAAAAUGGAAUGUACUAUUUAAGCAGCUCAAGGACGAUACAUUCAACGCGAGAAAAAAAAGGAAGGAAAUAAUGCGCGAGUACGAAGAAGAAAUGCGGAAAGCGAUGAUACAGCAUCAAGAAGAGUUUAGGAAACAGAAGAUUAUGUUUGAGUUAGAGAUACAGAAUCUUCAACAGGAGAUACAGAAUAUGAAAGCCUUCUGUAUGAUGAAUAUCGAAAAAUUGGAUUAUAAUUAUGCGGUGCUGAAACGGCGAGACGAAGAGAAUACUAUCGUGAAGAAUCAACAGAAAAGAAAAAUUAACAAGCUUCAGGAUGUUAUUAAUAAUUUAAGGAAGACUUACACAGCACUGGAAGAGUCGACAAGGGCGGAAAUUCAAAAGAUCACGAAUCAAAUACUAAAGUCGCAUACAGCUAUAAUAGACUUGGAAGAAAAGUCGAACCACCUCACAGUCGUCAACGAUAAAAAGUAUAUGCAAAUUUGGGACAUGAAUAUCGAAACUGCGAACGAAUUAGUUGAUAAGAUUUUAACGGCAGAUAGAAUUAUACACGAACAAUUGUUAAUAAUGGACUGGCAACCACCGGAGGUAAAGUUAUUGAAAAAGGAAGAAUUACCGUCGUACUGCGGAGCGAUGUGCGCCUUGAAAGCAGAACAAGAGGAAGCCAAAAAACGAAAAACAAUAUCUAAAUCAUAUAAACCGGUGACUACCAUAGAAGAAAUUAAUUUAGAACGACGCUUAUUAAAUCAUAUUCUUAAACUAAUUUCCGAACACUGUGAUUACCUUAUCGAAGACACUUUGAAGAAUUUACUUUCCGAUUACACAGAAGAGGAUAAGCUGCUGAUUCGAUUGGACAAAGCAUUUGAGGCUCUAAAAAUUACAGCCGAAGAAGAACUUCAAUUUUUAUUGAAUUUUUUCUUACCGUAUGCAUAUUGUCCCACGUGUACGGUUAAAACUGUAAGCACAUCAAGUGUUUGUGGACAGUCUGCAGAAAUUACGGAAAGUUCUUCGUCUCUAACCACUAUUUCUGAUGUUUGUGGCAGCGAUACACUUAAUACGGAAGAAGCUAAGUUAGUGGCAGCUAUGGAAGAAGUACUUUGUUGUGAAAAACUACACGAUGAUGGUCAUGAAAGUGACAUUGUUAUGAGUAGAAGCGUUCCUUCGACCGAAACACCGCCUGUUAAUACAGAAGUUGUAUCGACUUGUGUAUCUGAAGGCAUUGUCGAAGUUAUUGACACAGAUGGCGAACCAAAACGAUCAUUAACCUGCGAUAAAGGUCAUUUGUUGACAAUUGAAACUGAAUUUGUCUCAAGUGCGUUAAAAGAAUUUGUGGAAAGAUACGAGUUCGUUAAAAAAGAGGUAUCACUUGAUAAAAAAGUAAUUAAAGAGAAAGUCACGAUAUCACGUAAUAUAACGGACGACGAUAUAACUGAUUUUUGGGAACGAUAUAGGAAUAUUUUUCCGAAAGAUAAAGAAAGACUAUGGGAUAAUCUAUUGAUUGGUCUUAAAAAGUAUUAUGAAGUGCUAAAGGAAAGACAUCAAUUAAAUGCUGAGACGCAAUCGUUACGAAAACAGAAUGCAGAAAUGCGUCGUUUAUUAAGCAAGUAUACCACACAGUUGCAGAUGCCACUGAACUGCCAACAUCUUUGUCAGUCCACCCACCUAAGCAUCAAUGUGCGAUCAACACUAUCUAUGUAUCACAACCGCUGAAGCGGUUAUAUGUGAUAAUAAAUCAGCUUGAACACUACAUUCAUGCCAUAGAAAAAGCAACCAUUAAUACAAACAUUAUUAACAAAAGACCACCAUAAGAUUUUAAUGAUGUAUAUAUGUGUGUGUAUAGCGAAUUUUACCUUUUCAAAAUAAAAGAAUGUAUUUAUAAUA